This is a messenger RNA of Elgaria multicarinata webbii, 2205 nucleotides long. RefSeq names its product solute carrier family 26 member 10-like. The record is from RefSeq and is a predicted model, not a curated record. Gene Ontology annotation, molecular function: oxalate transmembrane transporter activity; chloride transmembrane transporter activity; bicarbonate transmembrane transporter activity. Bases 1 to 2049 code for a protein of 682 amino acids. Gene Ontology annotation, biological process: transmembrane transport. The transcript has 18 exons. Lineage: Eukaryota; Metazoa; Chordata; Lepidosauria; Squamata; Anguidae. Gene Ontology annotation, cellular component: plasma membrane.
AUGAGCAGUUUGGCCUUGUACCGUGGCAUCUACACCGAGGAGCGCUUCCAGCAGGGCUACGGGGCGCCGCCAGAGCCCGAAAGCAACCUGGCAGGGAUGCUGAAAGGCAAGCUGGCCCGGGGCUGCCGGUGCUCCAGGGCUGCCGCCUUGCACUUGCUUAGAAGCAGACUGCCUGUGGCAAGCUGGCUGCCCAGGUACCAGCCCAAGAAGUGGCUCCUGGGUGACGUGGUUGCAGGGCUAACCGUGGGCAUUGUACACAUCCCACAAGGAAUGGCCUUUGCCCUGCUCACCUCAGUAGCACCAGUCUAUGGGCUCUACACAUCGUUCUUCCCUGCCCUGCUGUACAUGCUUUUUGGCACCGGGCGCCAUGUGUCCACAGGCACCUUUGCUGUGGUGAGUCUGAUGACUGGCUCUGUGGUGGAGCGUUUGGUUCCUUCAUCCCAGCAGUCCAACAGCACGGCAGUCCCCGAUGAAGAGGCUUUGCUCGAAGGCCAGCGCAUUGGUGUGGCUGCUGCCAUGGCCUUCCUCAUGGGGCUCCUCAUGAUCGUGAUGUUUACCCUUCACCUGGGCUUCCUCUCCACCUAUCUCUCGGAGCCGGUUGUCAAGGCCUUUACCAGCGCAGCUGCCCUGCAUGUGGUGGUGUCUCAGCUCCAGAGCCUACUGGGCCUGCCCCUACCACGACCUGAUGGCUGCUUCGCCAUCUUCAAGACGCUGGCAUCUGUCGCGGAAGCCUUGCCCUUAACCAACAUAGCAGAACUGCUCAUCUCAGGCCUGUGCUUGGCUGUGCUGGUACCCAUCAAGGAGAUCAACAACCGCUACCGUAGCCGGAUGAGGGUCCCCAUUCCGGGAGAGAUCAUCAUGGUACUGCUGGCCACUGGGCUCUGCUUUGCUUCCUCCCUAAACACUCAUUACAACGUGCAGAUCGUUGGACACCUCCCGGCAGGGUUCCCACAACCCCAGCUCCCAGCCCUGCAUCUGCUGCCCCAAGUGCUGGGUGACACAGUGGCCCUCACAUUCGUGGCCUACGCCAUCUCAGUGUCCCUGGCCAUGAUCUACGCUGAGAAGCACCACUAUGUCAUUGACCCCAACCAGGAAUUAUUGGCUCAUGGCCUCUCAAAUCUGGUUUCGUCCCUGUUCACCUGUUUUCCCAACUCAGCCACACUGGCUACGACCAACAUUUUGGAGAGUGCCGGUGGACACACGCAGCUUUCUGGUCUCUUCACCAGUGCUGUUGUCCUGGUUGUAUUGCUAUGGAUUGGGCCCCUCUUCUACUACUUGCCCAAGGCUGUCUUGGCUUGUAUCAAUGUCACCAGCCUUCGGCAGAUGUUUCUACAAUUCCAGGACCUGCCUGAGCUGUGGAGGAUCAGCCAUGUUGACUUUACCGUGUGGGUGGUCACGUGGCUCUCUGUGGUGGUGCUCAACGUGGACCUUGGCUUGGCCGUGGGGGUUGUGUUUUCCAUGAUGACUGUUGUUUGCCGCACACAGAGAACCGAAUGCUCAGUGCUGGGCAGGGCAGCUGACACAGAAAUCUACAAGCCUGUCAAGUACAACAGCAAGUGCUUUGAGAUCCCAGGUGUGAAGAUCUUAAGUUACCAGGCCCCCAUCUAUUAUGGGAACCGCAGUUUCUUCCGUGAUGCUCUGAGCCGACUGGUGGGGCUGGACCAGGAAAAUGAGUGUCCCAAGGACCUAAGUCCAGAGAGCAGAAUCAAGAUGGACAUCAGCACUGUGGAGAGCAGUGUCUCUGUCCUGGAGAAGAAGCUUAGCUCAGGCGUAGCAGUACAAGCAGUGAUUCUUGACUGCAGUGGAGUGUCCUUUGUUGACUCAGCUGGGGCCCGCCUCCUUAUUCAGGUGUGCGUGGAAUGCCAAAAAGCAGGCGUGCAGAUGCAUCUGGCUGCCUGUAAUGCCAAUGUCUUACAGACCUUGAGCUUCUGUGGCCUCAUGCAUCACCUACACCCACAACAGAUUUUUGUCACUGUUCAUGAUGCUGCUUCCUACCUCCAGCAGACCACGGAAAGCAUGGAACAGAAGGACCCCACCAUCUGGGUAUAGCCCUCGCCUGCCUGCCAAGGGUCAAGGACUGUGUCAGUGAAGCCCUGCGUACCAGGACAAGGACUAUCUGAGUACACAGAGUCGUGCUAAAGGCAGCGGGCUGCCUUGGAGGCCCUGCUUGCUACUGGCUUGUUCAGGAAAAAGGACACACAGAAG